Messenger RNA from Myzus persicae (green peach aphid), 976 nucleotides. RefSeq names its product protein ALP1-like. The record is from RefSeq and is a predicted model, not a curated record. The coding region runs from base 1 to 933 and encodes 310 amino acids. Lineage: Eukaryota; Metazoa; Arthropoda; Insecta; Hemiptera; Aphididae. The transcript is spliced from 2 exons.
AUGAAUCAUCAAAAGGUUAAAGUUGUUGCUGUAGCCGAAGCAUUAGGCUUAUUAGAUCCACCGAAGGCAAAACGAAGGUAUUGGGUACACCCACUAAAUACGGAUCGUGAGAAAAUAGGCCAGUUUACGACAUUUUUUGAAAAUAUUAGACUAUAUCCUGAUAAAUUCUUUGAGUAUUAUCGUAUGUCAAUUUCAAGUUUUGACGAGUUGCUAAAAACUCUACGGCCACAUAUAACGAAAAAUACCACCGAAUUUCGUAAUCCGAUAUCUGCUGAGGAACGUCUAACAAUUACUUUAAGAUAUUUAUCAACUGGUACGUGCUUCGCUGCAUUAAAAUUUGAUUUUUGUGUGGGAAGAAGUACGAUUGGAGUGAUCGUAAAAGACACUUGUAAAGUGAUAUGGUCAACUUUAAAUUCGAAAGAGAUGCCUAAACCGACCAAAGAAGAUUGGGUGGAAAUAUCAAAUAUAUUUUAUUCUAAAACCAAUUUUCCCAAUUGUCUAGGAGCAAUAGACGGCAAACAUAUAAGGUGUAGAAAUCCUAACAACUCCGGUUCGUUGUACUUUAAUUAUAAGAAGUAUUUCUCUAUCGUUUUGAUGGCAAUAGUUGAUGCAAAUUUGAAUUUUGUUGUAAUCGAUGUUGGUUCAUAUGGUCGUGAAGGGGACUCCAAUGUGUUCAAGGAGUGUGCUUUUGGUAAACAAUUAUAUGAAGGCAAAUUGAACAUACCUGAACCAGUUACUUUACCAAAUACAAGUACCAACCCACAACCGUAUGUGUUUAUUGGGGAUGAAGCGUUUGCUUUACAUACCAAUUUACUUAGACCGUACCCUGGACGUAACCUUACUGAUUCCCGAAGAGUGUUCAACUACCGAUUAUCUAGAGCAGUGGUUCCCAACCUUUUUACCACCACGGACCACUUCGACAAUAUUUUAUAGGUCGCGGACCACCUCAAUUUUACGAAAACUAGGAAGACCUUUU